CGGGUGGGACUAGGGGCAGCGGCCGGUGGGCUGGGUAGGGCUGGCACCAGGGCUGUGGGCAACGUGAGUUCCCAUCCUGAGACUCAGCUGAGGCUGAAGCCGUGAGUGUGCCUAUCCUGGGGCACCAUGGAGAGGUGCCCAUGGUUGACACGAGCUGUGUCCCCAGCUGUUCCCGUAUACAAUGGCAUCAUCUUCCUCUUUGUGCUGGCCAACUUCAGCAUGGCUACCUUCAUGGACCCUGGCAUCUUCCCCCGAGCGGAUGAGGACGAGGAUAAGGAGGAUGAUUUCCGGGCCCCGCUGUACAAGAAUGUGGAUGUGCGGGGCAUCCAGGUCCGUAUGAAGUGGUGUGCCACCUGCCACUUCUACCGCCCGCCGCGCUGCUCCCACUGCAGUGUCUGCGACAACUGUGUAGAGGACUUUGACCACCACUGCCCCUGGGUCAACAACUGCAUCGGACGCCGCAACUACCGCUACUUCUUCCUGUUCCUGCUGUCGCUCAGUGCGCACAUGGUGGGCGUCGUCGCCUUCGGCCUGGUCUACGUGCUGAACCAUGCUGAGGGACUGGGAGCUGCCCACACCACCAUCACCAUGGCUGUCAUGUGUGUGGCUGGCCUCUUCUUCAUCCCUGUCAUCGGCCUUACCGGUUUCCACGUGGUGCUGGUCACUCGGGGGCGCACUACCAAUGAACAGGUGACAGGGAAGUUCCGUGGGGGCGUGAACCCCUUCACUCGAGGCUGCUAUGGGAAUGUGGAGCAUGUGCUGUGUAGCCCCCUGGCUCCUCGGUAUGUAGUGGAGCCACCUCGGCUGCCACUUGCUGCUCGCCUGAAGCCGCCCUUCCUUCGACCUGAGCUCCUGGAGAGAGCUGCCCCACUCAAGGUCAAGCUUAGUGACAACGGACUAAAGGCCAGCCUGGGCCGUAGCAAGUCCAAGGGCAACCUGGACCAGCUGGAUGAGAAGCCACUGGACCUGGGGCCACCGCUGCCCCCCAAGGUGGAGGCUGGCACGUUCAGCAGUGACCGGCAGACCCCACGCCCGGGCAGUGCUGAGAGCGCCUUGUCAGCACAGAGGACCAGCCCCCCAACACCCGCCAUGUAUAAGUUCCGGCCCACCUUUACCACGGGUCCCAAGGCGCCCUUCUGUGGGCCAGGCGAGAAGGUUCCGGGCCCUGACUCCCUGACGCUGGGGGAGGACAGCAUCCACAGCUUGGACUUCACGUCUGAGCCCAGCCUGGACCUCCCUGACUAUACACCCAGUGGCCUGCACACAGCCUGCCCUCCGUCCCCACCCCUCAGCGCCUCCGACACCUUCUCAGGGGCCUUGCGCUCCCUGAGCCUCAAGGCUGCAAGCCGGCGGGGUGGGGACCACAUGGCCCUGCAGCCCCUGCACUCUGAGGGUGGGCCCCCAACACCCCAUCGGGGCAUCUUUGCCCCCCAUGCAUUGCCCAACCGCAAUGGCAGCCUGUCCUAUGACAGCCUGCUUACCCCUGGCUUGCCCGGCGGCCACGCGUGCCCAGCCCAUCCCUCGGCCAGCGUGGCCAGCUAUCGCUCACCGUACCUGCACCCUGGGGCGGUGGGUGACCCACCACGGCCUCCGCCCCGGAGCUUCAGCCCUGUGCUGGGCCCCCGGCCCAGGGAGCCCUCACCCGUGCGCUAUGACAACCUGUCCAGGACCAUCAUGGCCUCCAUCCAGGAGCGCAAGGAUAGGGAGGAGCGUGAGCGGCUGCUGCGCUCUCAGGCCGACUCGCUCUUUGGCGACUCAGGCGUCUAUGACGCACCAAGCUCCUACAGCCUGCAGCAGGCCACCGUGCUAUCCGAGGGCCCCCGUGGCCCUGUGCUACGCUACGGCUCCAGAGAUGACCUGGUGGCCGGGCCUGGCUUCGGAGGCGCCCGCAACCCUGCGCUGCAGACAUCUCUGUCCUCGCUGUCGAGUGUUGUUAGCCGGGUGCCUCGGACCUCCUCCUCCUCCCUCCAGGCAGACCUGGCCAACAACAACGCCCCAGGGCCCCGGCCAGGCAGUGGCUCGCACAGGUCUCCCCUGCGCCAGGGCCCACCCUCCCCCCCCAGCACGCCCCGCUCGCCCUCCUACAUGGGCCCCAAGGCCAUCGCCUUCAUCCACACGGACCUCCCGGAACCACCGCCCUCACUGGCUUUGCAGAGGGACCACCCUCAGCUGAAGACCCCCCCAAGUAAGCUUAACGGGCAGUCCCCGGGCCUGGCCCGCCUAGGGCCUGCCGCUGGCCCCCCAGGGCCCUCCACGAGCCCUGCCCGGCACACACUCGUUAAGAAGGUGUCCGGUGUGGGUGGGACCACGUACGAGAUCUCGGUGUGAGGACUGACUGCCACCCAUCCGCCAUGGCACCACAGGGACCAGGACCCCCCAGCGGCUGCCCCCCUUCCCAACUACUCUGCCACAGCAGAGGAGGCCCAGGCCUGGUGUGGACGCAUCAGAAGGAGAGAGAACCACGCCUCCACAAGUCAGUCUCUCAUCCUCCGCCUGUCCAUCCACUUAUCUGAUCACCAGGGCGCAGCCGGGCCAAGGGCCGCUGGCUGCAGGAUGUGUCAGUGCCCCAGCUUCCACGGGUCGAGGCCUUGAGGGGGCACCCGAGGUGGUCACCAGGCCAGCCUCCACCCACUCCCCUUACAGAUGGGUCACUGUGGCCCAGAGAUGGACAGAGAGGCCUGGGCCCCUGGCUGUCUUCUGGACCGAGGGCCUGCUGCCUGGCUGCUCCUGACCCGCUGCCUUUCAGGGACCUGCUGGAAGCUUUUGGCUUGGCGAGGCUGAUUCUUCUGCAGGGAGUCCAGCCCUGGCCCACAGGCACCCAGCACUGGGGCUGCUCUGGGUUAUGACAGACAGGUGGACAGACAGACAGACAGACAGACCGCCAGCUGUGGGUGGGGUCCUGGCUCCAUGUGUCCCGUCCGGCCCAGCUGGUGGGCAUGUCCCUGUGUCUGCGCUGAGCUGCCAUGCCAUGUCCCAUGUGUUAAAGCUCGGGCCCCCGCUGCCCCCACUGCCGGGAAACUCGCUGUCAUUGAAGCCUUAACCUCUGCUUUAUGCUCUUGUGGGAGGUGAUGGGGGCAGGUGGGACAGGCACAGGCCGGACGCUGCCACAGGGGCCUCUGAGACCCGGAGUCCCUUCCCUGCCAAACGAGAUUCCCCACCCCAAGGCAUGCAGAGUCGGGCCUGCCAGAGCCUUGGCACCUGCAUGGGAAGCACAGGGGGAGGGGUCCAAGUUCUGCCUGGCGCCAGGGACCCGAGAGUAAGCACACAGCAGCGUCCGCUUGCGUUGUGUCUGUUUUAUGUUUUUAUAUCUACAUCUAUAUAUCUAUAAUUUUAUUAAAAAAAGAAAAAGAA
This is a messenger RNA of Pteropus alecto (black flying fox), 3351 nucleotides long. It is a transcript of the gene ZDHHC8, whose product is annotated as zinc finger DHHC-type containing 8. Gene Ontology annotation, molecular function: palmitoyltransferase activity. The coding region runs from base 127 to 2328 and encodes 733 amino acids. Gene Ontology annotation, biological process: protein palmitoylation. The record is from RefSeq and is a predicted model, not a curated record. NCBI's taxonomy places the organism in Eukaryota, Metazoa, Chordata, Mammalia, Chiroptera, Pteropodidae. The transcript is spliced from 11 exons.